Messenger RNA from Calypte anna (Anna's hummingbird), 4996 nucleotides. RefSeq names its product collagen and calcium binding EGF domains 1 (gene CCBE1). The transcript has 11 exons. NCBI's taxonomy places the organism in Eukaryota, Metazoa, Chordata, Aves, Apodiformes, Trochilidae. Gene Ontology annotation, molecular function: calcium ion binding. The record is from RefSeq and is a predicted model, not a curated record. The coding region runs from base 8 to 1189 and encodes 393 amino acids.
CGGCCCGAUGGGGCGGGCGGCCGGCAGCCUGGCCCCGCUCCGGCUGCUGCUGCUGCUGGCGCUGGGGCACGCCUGGACCUACCGGGAGGAGCCACAGGACGGCGACAGGGAGGUUUGCUCCGAGAACAAAAUCGCCACCACCCGGUACCCCUGCCUGAAGCCCACGGGCGAGCUCACCACCUGCUUCAGGAAAAAAUGCUGUAAGGGUUAUAAGUUUGUUCUUGGACAGUGCAUCCCUGAAGACUACGAUGUCUGUGCUGAAGCUCCUUGUGAACAGCAGUGCACAGAUAACUUCGGACGAGUCUUAUGCACUUGCUACCCUGGGUACCGCUACGAUCGGGAGAGGCACAGGAACAGGGAGAAGCCUUAUUGCCUGGAUAUCGAUGAGUGUGCCACAAGCAAUGGGACACUGUGUUCUCAGAUCUGUGUCAACACCGUGGGCAGCUACAGAUGCGAGUGUCACGAAGGCUACAUCCGGGAGGAGGAUGGCAAGACCUGCACCAAAGGAGAUAAAGCUGUGCUUCCGGAGAAAUCUGAAAAUGUGGUGAAAUCAGGGACAUGCUGUGCUUCCUGUAAGGAAUUUCAUCAAAUAAAGCAGACGGUUUUACAACUGAAGCAAAAGGUUGCUUUGCUACCAAAUAAUGCUGCUGAUCUUAGCAAGCAAAUCACUGGUGAAAAAGUGCUUGCAUCUAAUGCAUACAUCCCUGGCCCUCCAGGCCAGCCCGGCCAACAAGGCCCUCCAGGGGCUCCAGGACCAAAAGGGAGUCAAGGAGUUCCUGGGUCACCUGGACCUCCUGGACAGCCAGGCCCUCGUGGAUCAAUGGGACCUAUGGGUCCAUCUCCAGACAUAUCACACAUCAAGCAGGGCAGACGGGGCCCCGUGGGCCCACCAGGAGCCCCAGGGAGAGAUGGUAGCAAGGGCGAGAGAGGUGCACCAGGACCAAAGGGGAUACCUGGCCCACCAGGUUCAUUUGAUUUCCUAUUGCUGAUGAUGGCAGAUAUCAGAAAUGACAUCGCUGAGCUGCAAGAGAGAGUGUUUGGACACAGGACUCAUUCAUCAACAGAGGAGUUUCCAUUACCUCAGGAAUUUACAAACUAUCACGACACAGUAGAUAUUGGAUCUGGAGAAGACUACAAACCACGGGCACCACCCAGAGACUCCAGGAUACAAAAGGCAGCCCAUCCUUAGCUACACCUACUGAAAAAUAGAGCCUCUUUAGAGUGCUUUGUUAUAAAAAUGCACUGACAAUGUAAAAUAUAUAUUGUAUUAUUUCCCACUUUUCUCUCUGUUUUUCCCCAACCAUGCUGUCUGUGCUGUAGCUUUCCUGGUUCAUGGUAGCCUCCUUGCAGUAACUCCAUACCGUCAAGUAAGCACUGUGUGUUGUACUUAUACCGUAAAGAAAAUCUUGUUAAUAUAUAAUACAGUUAAGGCAUGCUCCAGCUAAUGGUGCAGACCACAGCAUUUCAUCUGCCUACCUUGCAUUCUAUGCCCAAAUGACCUGGUACUCAAAUUUUGCCUGGGGUAGAAAGGUAGAUGAACAUCAUCCCUGAAUGACGUCAUUAAUGAAAAUCUUGGUCCAUACUUGUAUACUACACAUGUAUAAUAUAUAUACAAUACUUGUAUAAUAUACAUGUUAUACCACUGAACUCAAGGCUCCAGCUACUGUCCCCAGGCUAAGAAGGGUGUGAAAAGUAGAUUUCUGUUUCAUAGCAGAGGCCAGCUGUAAAAUAAAUGUCUUGUAUUAUGCCUCACCAUGGCAGGAAAAAAAAAAAAUGCGGAUCAAAAAAUUGAUCUGGAAAUUAUUUGACUUUUUGUUAAAAAGAUGUGUUUGUCCUAAACUAAUAUUACUUUUCCCUUGCCGUUCUCCCAUUGCUCAGUGUGAAGGCUGAUUCCCUUACUCAACAGAUCCAUGCUGGAUAUGUUACACAAAGGUGAGCAGAAGAACAGGAAAUGUAUAAAGCGGGAAAAUCAAGCAUAAGUGAAUCAAGUGGGCUUAUUGGCAAGCACAAAAUCAAUCCCAGCCUUGCAGUAGGAGUUGGAUUCUGACCUCCACUGGUGAAAUGCUGAAAUCCAAGUGAAAUCGAGACCAGGGAGAGGCCUCAUGUUUGCAAAGAGGUUCCAUCUGUUUUGUUCCUCUGCUGCAUGAGGGUGACCUAAAAUGGUAUCAGUGGAACUGGAACACGGAGUUGCAGUGUAUUUGGCUGGGUGUAUGAGGAGUAUGAGUAGGUGCAGGAGUGCACAUGACAAAACUUUUCCACAUGGAUGGCUAAGGUGAGGUACUGCACAUGGGAUCCUAUAUUGGUGAAGGGGGAUAAAAGGGAUUGCCCUUUUUUUACACUGGAAAAUUGGAUGCCCAAGUUAGACCAUACCUCAUGGAUGAUGUACGGUGCCAUUUCUUUUGGACUACCACAGCUGCUGAGGACUUUGCCAUGCUUAGAAGAUAAAGGAGUAUGUUAAGCACAAAACUUCAAUGUUGUAUCCUUGUAGCUGCUACUUCUACAGUAUGUUUAGUGCUGGGUCAUGUCCAUGUUAUAAAUGCGAAGAAAAAAAUUAUCAUUUUGCCAUGCUUUUCAGAGCUGGAAGUUCUAAAAUAAUAAAUACAGGUAAAAAUAUAAGGAGGCCCUUUUCAAAUCAGCCGUAAAGGUUUGGGUUUCCUUCCAUAUUCUUUGGCCCUAAAGCUAGUUAGUACAACCUUUACACCACCAGUACAGGUCGUGUUUUAUGAACAGCUGGCUGCCUAGACCUUUCUUUUGUGUAUUAUCUUAAGAGAAUGUGUUAAUCAUUUCCCAUCUCCUCGCUGUCACUAUGCCACAAGCAAGGGCAUUAGCUUUAAGAACAUUAAUGUUCUGUUUUCUUCUUCAUGUUAUAUGUAUAUCGAUAUUUACAAAUCAAGGGGAUAACUUAGAAAAAAAAAUAUAUAUAUAGUUGUAGUGCUCUCACCCUGUCAUUUUUGGGCUUCUCUGGGAGGAGCUCCCUUGGAAGCUGCUGAUCCAAGUAGUCUCAUGAACUAGGUAGGAGGGAAAUCAGUUGAGAUUUAGGGAAGGAAAGCGUGGCCAAAAGAGGCAGGCAGCAGUCUGAAAGAAACCUCUAAGACACCAUGAAGUGAGGCACUUACACCUUAUUUUUCUAAAUUUCAAACAGGCAAGUAGUUAUAAAUAAUUUAAAAAUAUGCAUCUUAAAUUUGUUAAAUGUCACAUGUUCUAUGUGUAACUCUUGAAAAUGAUGUAACUCUUGCAUAAGUUCACUACCACAUCCUAUCCAUCACCUGCUGGAUCAGGUUGAUUCCCACUGGAGAAUUUGUAGCUGCAGCUUUUUUUGACCAUCAGGUACUGAAUAAUGUGUUAGAUGAAUGACUUCCUACGUAACAACUCAAGUCUGUGCCCCCCCGCCCCAUAAGAAGGUGUGUGAUAAAAAAAGACACUUACUUUAGUCCUAAUCUCUGCUUUUCUAAAUACAGACAAAUGCCAAAGUUCCUACAGACCAUCAAAUUCAGGGGAAGGGGACAAUUUACCCUGCUGUGCUAAAACAUCCAGAGAAGGGAAAUUCUGAGGGUAGAUCAGAAAAAUAGAUAAAAUACAUCUAUGAAAAUCUAAUCUAAAAAUCUACAUCUAAAAUACCUCUAUAAAAUACAUCAAUAACUUAUUUUAUAAAAUACAUCUGUAUUUUUUCUGCUCUGUAAAUACAGAAAGCUGUCCUACAGACCCAUGAACAUAAAAGCUGGCACAUGCUUGUGUGAAUUUCUGAAUGGAAACCUGGAAACCUUAGUCUCUUCCCUUUCUGGAGUAGAGAUCACUGGGUUUAAGUCUAGAGCAGGGUUUCCAACAGACACACGGACUCCGUAAAAAAGGUGAAGCAAAGUGAAACCUGGGUUUGUCCUUGUGCUUCACCCUCCUCUUUCCAGAGUCCCUGCCCCAAAUCUGUUGGCUGAGUCCCAACAGAAAGGGGGGGACACUAUGGUAAAGAGAAAUCCAGGAAUUUCUCCAGCAGGGUGAGCCCCUCUGAGCACAGCUGGACAGAAAGGCUCAGCCUUCUGACUGUGUCCUCCCUGCAUAGACCUUUUUCUUUUUACCUCUGAUUAACCAUAUGAUAACUUUCAUAACACAUUGUAUCAGAAACAAUUCGUUAAGAUUUCUGGAUAAAUUGCAUACACUCAUGUAGAAAUGUGAUGUUUUCUUUAGGAUACCGAAGCUUUUUUAAAGCCGAAAUAAUUUCCAGUUAAAAAUUUGGUCACUGGGGAGCCAGGGAAGUCUUUACCUUGCAAAUUAUUUAUUCGUAUAUGGUCCCAAAAAUAACAACACCCUCCCCUUCACAAGAAUCUAAGAAAAGAAUGUAGUAUCAGCUACACUUACGCCCAGUUUCAAUGCUAGACUCAUGCACAUGACAACUUUGUUUCGUAUAAAUACUAUGUAUAAUUUUAUUAGAAAUAAAUCUUAUUUUGAUGUUAAGACAUCAGGUUAUAAGCAGAAGGAUAAUAAAGAGUUUGUUAUUUUAUUAAUAUUAGAAAUCUAUUUAAUGAAAACAUUUGCAAGAGUGUGUAGUGAUGGGAGAAUGGUGAUUGUUAAUGGGUUUUAACAGAAUUAUGAAGCUUGGAAAUUUUUUUCUUUAAACACUGUGCUAAGUAGAUACAGGAUUAGUCUUUCUUGCAAAGCUGGAAUACUGACACAGAGUUCCUAUAUUGUCAGGCUAUGUCAGGAAAAGGAGAGAAAAAAUGAUUGUAAGUGGAAUUAAGGUAAUGCCUGGAGUUAUUGUUGGCAUCACAGCUUGAACCUUCUUCCUUGAAGUAUUUCAAAAUAUGCUAAGCCCCAGAGAGGGAACAAAAGAUGGGGGUGGGGUCCAAGGAUUUGUUAAUUUCACAUUAAAGUCUGUAUGUUUGUUCCUAGUACACAUUCCAGUAACUAUAUGGUUCACUUUAUUUAUAUAUGAAAUGCUAAAACGUGUAUAAAAUGAUUGUGAUUUUAUGAUGUAUUCAUAAUAACAAAGCUAUUUUUUCUUACA